UGUAAAAGAAACUUCUCUAUUUUCAGAAUAUGUCCCAGUGAAAUUAUCUCAAUGUAAAUCCAAACUUGGAAUUGGAAUUCCCAUCUUCUUCGGUUGAACCAUGGAUAUCCUCUCGAACCCAGUUCUCUUCUUGGCUUUGGCUUUGGUUUUAACCCUUUUCACAAUCCAAAUUCUAAGGAAGAACCAGGCAAAGAAGAAGUAUCCACCAGUUGCCGGAACUAUAUUUAAUCAGUUGCUCAACUUCAAAAGAUUGCAUCAUUAUAUGACUGAUCUAGCAGCCAAAUACACAACAUACAGACUCCUUAGCCCCUUUAGGCAUGAGAUCUACACUUCGGAUCCUGUCAAUGUCGAAUAUAUUCUCAAAACAAAUUUUGAGAACUAUGGCAAGGGUUCGUACAACUACAACAUUCUUAAGGAUCUUCUUGGUGAUGGAAUUUUCGCUGUAGAUGGCGAAAAGUGGCGCCAACAGAGAAAAAUUUCAAGCUAUGAGUUCUCAACAAAAGUUUUGAGGGAUUUCAGCAGUCUUAUCUUUGGGAAAAAUGCAGCAAAACUUGCCAAGAUUUUGUCUGAAGUUGCAGCAACCAACCAGACAAUUGAUAUUCAAGAUAUGUCUAUGAAAGCAAUCCUUGAUUCAAUGUUCCAAGUUGCAUUUGGAGUUGAAUUGGACAGCAUGUGUGGAUCAAGUGAAGAAGGCAAGAAAUUCAGCAUAGCUUUCGAUGAUGCAAGUGCGAUGACCCUAUUUCGCUAUGUUGACAUCUUCUGGAAGAUCAAGAAAAUUUUAAACAUUGGAGCAGAAGCUUCCAUGAAGAAAAAAAUCAAAAUCAUUAAUGAUUUUGUGUUCAAGAUAAUCCGCAAAAAAAUCGAGCUGAUGGAAAGCUCCAAGGACAAGUCUCUUAUGAAGAGAGUAGAUAUUCUAUCCAGGUUUCUUCAAGUAACUGAGAACGAUCCUAUUUACUUGAGGGAUGUAAUUCUAAACGUUAUUAUAGCUGGAAAAGACACAACCGCAACCACACUUGCCUGGUUCAUAUACUUGCUUUGCAAACAUCCUUUUGUGCAGGAAAAGGUUGUGAUUGAACUGAGGGAAGUGACUAAAGCAAAAGAGGUCACAAACUUUGUUGAGUUUGCAGAGACUUUGAGUGAAGAAGUUGUGGAAAAGAUGCAAUAUCUCCAUGCAGCAAUCACCGAGACUCUUAGAAUCUACCCUGCAGUUCCAGUGGAUGGAAAGAUUUGCUUAUCCGAUGAUAAAUUGCCAGACGGCUACUCAGUGAGGAAAGGAGAUUUGGUAGUGUACCAACCAUAUGCAAUGGGAAGGAUGAAGUGCUUGUGGGGUGAUGAUGCAGAACAGUUCAGACCAGAGAGAUGGCUGAAUGAGAAGGGAGUUUUUCAACCACAAAGCCCUUUCAAGUUCACAGCUUUUCAGGCAGGACCACGUAUUUGUCUCGGAAAGGAGUUUGCUUAUAGGCAAUUGAAAAUCUUUGCAGCCGUUCUGUUAAGCUACUUUGAAUUCAAAUUGAGUGACGAGAAAAAAAUUGCCCAUUACAGGACAAUGAUCAAUCUUCACAUCGAUGGUGGUCUCCAAGUUUGCGUACUCCACAGGAAUAGAACUUAGCUUUGGCAUCUUUUCUAACAGACCAAUAUUGAAGAUGAACCUUGUAGAGAGGCAUGUAUAAUAUUGGUUGUUCCAUUCAAUGUUUUGAGGACCCAUAUCUCUAAACAUCACACCUGAAAUGAUCCUUCGUGAUAACCGAAUAAAAAGAAUUGAUAUUUUGGUAGUAUAAA
This is a messenger RNA of Humulus lupulus (European hop), 1779 nucleotides long. RefSeq names its product cytochrome P450 704C1-like. The record is from RefSeq and is a predicted model, not a curated record. The transcript is spliced from 6 exons. Bases 101 to 1609 code for a protein of 502 amino acids. NCBI's taxonomy places the organism in Eukaryota, Viridiplantae, Streptophyta, Magnoliopsida, Rosales, Cannabaceae. Gene Ontology annotation, molecular function: heme binding; oxidoreductase activity, acting on paired donors, with incorporation or reduction of molecular oxygen; monooxygenase activity.